Uloborus diversus is the source of this 3605-nucleotide messenger RNA. RefSeq names its product vacuolar protein sorting-associated protein 8 homolog (gene Vps8). Gene Ontology annotation, cellular component: late endosome; HOPS complex. The record is from RefSeq and is a predicted model, not a curated record. Gene Ontology annotation, molecular function: protein binding. NCBI's taxonomy places the organism in Eukaryota, Metazoa, Arthropoda, Arachnida, Araneae, Uloboridae. Gene Ontology annotation, biological process: endosomal vesicle fusion; protein targeting to vacuole.
CUACCAGAUUUGUUUUCGUUUUCCGUUUGCUCAUGCUGUUGAUGUGUUUAUCGAGAAGCGGAUAUAAAACAUGGAACUACAGUUAACAUUUGAAAUUUAAAUCUCAAUUCCCUUCUUUCGUUAUGAAAAAUGACGGAAGAAUUUGGCACUCCGACAAGAAUACCUCGGCAAGAAAUACCGCCAUGUACCCUAGGGGACUUAAAUUUCGACAUUGAGGAGUUAGAUGAUAAAGAAUUUGAUUUACCUGUCAUUGACACGCCUCCAACGCUAGAAAGUAUAUUAAAUGAAGUGGAUGAUGUAUCGUUAAGCGAUGAAGAGUUUUCCCACCAACUUGGAUAUUUUCAGGAAGCCUCUGAAACAACGUCCAUUGACAGCAUUGAAUCGCAUACAAGAAGGGAAAGGAAGUUUUCUCUUCAGAAAGAGAAAAAAAGCCCACUGUUCAGAAAGCAUGGCUCCAUACUUCGCCACAUCACUCUCAGUGGAGUUUCUGCUCAGUUACAGUCUGCAGCGGACAGGGUCAACGCAGGAAAGCCUACCGCAAUGGCCGUGUCGUCGGUCAUAGCUGUCGGGACGUUUCAUGGAAUUACGCUUAUAUUUGAUCCGCAGCAAGUACUGAAGUGGUGCUUGGGAUCCAUCGAAUAUGGAGAAAAAUACGGCUCGGUUUCGGCCCUGGCCUUCAACUCCGAUUGCAGUCGUCUGCUGGUCGGAUACAGUAGAGGGGAGAUCACCAUGUGGGAUUUGCAUAAAGGGAAAUUGAUUCGAACCAUAUCCGAUGCACAUCCUUCGCAAAAUGCAGUUUUGCAUUUAAAAUUUACAGAUGAUCCCACACUCGCUCUGUGCAGCGAUAGCGGAGGAUCUGUUUUUGAAUUGAACUUCAAGCGAGUGAUGGCUACCAGAACGUGCGAAACAAGAUGUAUUUUUUCUGGGAGUCGAGGAGAGGUGUGUGCCGUGGAACCCCUGAGAAUGACCCCCCACUUUCGUAAUCACCCCAGCCAGGAAGUGUGUCUCGUAGCUCUAGGGACCGUCACCAAAAUAAUUGCAGUUACUGUGAGGCCCUCUCUGCGUGUUUGGUUCUCUCAUGCAUUAAGAGCAAAUCCUGAUACAUUACCUGUUUUAAGCUGGCAGUUUGUUGUGAUACAAGUGGCUUCAUCUACUAGAGUGAUUGAUCCAGUGUUAGCGUUUGGGAGGCAGAGUACAGUUUAUUUUUUCCAGGUCAGUUUUGGAUCAGCUGACAAAAUCAUUUUUACCCCUCUGCAAAAAAUAGAACUCCCAUACGUGUUUCAAAAUUUUGCUUGGUUGAAUUCUAGAACUUUGGUUACUCUCGAUGUCUCAGAACACCUUCAUGUUAUUGAUGUGAAAUCUGAAGAAGAACUUGAAGUUCUAGAUCUAGCUGACGUGCAGUUGGUCUAUGGAACAACUCAUUUCAAAGGACUUGCCACAGGCGGCAAUGUUAGCAAAGCGAUGGCUGUUGCAGGCGAAAGGGCUUGCUAUUAUUCUAUGUCUGCUUUUGGUAGCCAGCUUUUGUUGCUUGGAACAAAAAGUAUCCACGUCAUGACCAUGAGGACUUGGAAUGAGCGGAUUGAUUUCCUGGUCAAGCAGAAAAUGUUUUCCGAAGCCCUGACUCUAGCGCUUUCUUUUUAUGAAGAACAAGCUAAAGCCGUUUCAGGUCUUAUAGGUAAAAAGUCCCAGCGAAAGGAUUUAGUAGCCAUGAAAAUUGAAGACAUAUUGCGUGUUUAUAUCGAUCAAAUCAUGACUCAGCUUUGCCCGGAGAGGGGGCGGAUCGAGCUAUUGGUGCACCACUACCAAGAGAAGGUUCCCGUCUGUGUGGAUUACUGCAUUGCCAUCAAUAGAAAGGAUUUCCUGUUCGGGAAAAUGUACGAGAGCUUUCGAGCCGAUCCUCUUGCCCACGGCGUGUUCUUGGAAAGUCUUGAACCUUACAUCUUGGACGGACGCCUGAAAUCCAUGACGCCGCAGAUCGUCAAAGAUUUCGUCGACCACUUGGCCGAGAGGAAGAGGUUCGAAACGUUGGAAGCUUGUAUCGUGAGGAUGGAUGUUGCAAGCUUGGAUAUACAUCAGGUCAUGACGUUGUGUCGGAACGAAAAGCUGUACGAUGCUAUAAUUUAUGUUUAUAAUCACGCCAUGAAUGACUAUGUAAACCCACUUGAGGACCUAAUCCAUCUGCUUCAACAAGCCGUAAAAAGAGGCAAACAGUUCACGGACGACCAAAUUAGACUUGGAAAUAAAUUGCUGGUCUAUGUGAGUUGCUGCUUGGCUGGAAGAGCGUAUCCAUGGGGAGACAUUGAUAAAGAUUUAGUUUCCGAUGUCAAGUCCAAGGUGUUUAAUUGUGUCACGAGCUUGCACGGGAAAAGUAAAGAAGAUACUGAAAUCUAUCCAUAUCUGAAAACCUUUCUGCAUUUUGAUACUCGGGAAUUUUUAAAUGUUUUGGCUUUGGCUUUUGAAGAACCUGAAUUUUCUACUGAAGUUGGGAUAGCUCAGAAACAAAGAGUCGUAGAUAUUUUGUUGAAGAUAAUGGUUCAAGAUGAAGGUUUUGUGCCGACCGAAAUCGGAGCCUUGUUCACGUUUUUGGCGAGACAGAUGGCCAAGCAGGAAAACAGCAUCAUGGUCAACAGACUUCUCUUUGAACAAGUGCUGGAACACUUGACGAAUCCCGGUGAUGAUACCCGUUUGGAAGAGAGACAGCAGGCCCUGAUGGAACUGUUACAAGCAGGUGGUCUUGCUCAAGUCAACGAAGACAGGGUUUUGGUUCUGGCCGAGAAGGCUAAAUUUUAUCGGGUUUGUGAACACUUGUACGAGAAACGACAACAGUACGAUAAAAUUCUUGAGUGCUACCUUCAAGAUCCUUCUAGAAAACUUCAAUCUUUCUACUUCAUUGAAAAAGUGUUGAACCACCCUAAACGUUCAGUCCAAGAGAAGAAAUUGCUUGAAGAAAAGAUUAUCGCAAGUUUUGAGCAACUGGUUGAUAUCGAUAACAAACAAAUUUCUCAAAUUCUGCUGGAAUUCUUCCCACAUCAGUUGCUGCACGUUGUUAAGUUAUUAAAGGAUGCUCCUCAGAUUUUGUAUCAGUUUCUCCAAGGAUUAUUUAGCAAUAAAGACAUCAACUCAUCGAGCGUCAACAACAAAGAUGCCCCCAUGAUCCAUCCCGAGGUCAUCGAAACCUACAUCGAGCUGAUGUGCCAAAACGAUUUGAAUCUCGUUCACAAUUAUCUGCGCUGUGCCGACGGCUACAGGCUCGAAGAAACUUUGGAGAUUUGUAGGAAAUAUAAUGCAAUGGAGGCCACAGCGUUUUUGUUGGAGAGAGCUGGAGAUAUACAUGGAGCAUUCAACAUAAUGUUGGAAGGUUUGAAAUUCAAAAUCCGGGAAGUGACGGAAGAAAUAUUUCGCCUGCACGAGGACCUCAACUUGGAAUAUUCCGUCUUCUGGAAUGAGCUCCAGUCUCGGCUCUUGGUCAUCAUUCAGCUGUGUCAGAGGAACUCCAAUAAGAUGGACCAGGAUGAGAGAGAACAAACUGUGGUUUCCUCUGCUUGAAGCAAUGAUGGCACCUCAAAGGCAACUUAGAGGAAGAGUAGACACUAAAUUUUUAAAUG